GAAACUAACCGAACUCAUUGGUUCUCUCUUUAAAUUGGGAAAGAGUGGAGCAACAGAGGAAAACAACCCUGUGGUCAAAAAUGGCAUGAACUUCUUACGCUCCAAACAAGAGGAAAUAAACUCAAAUCGGCAGCAAAAUACGAUUCAACCUACUGCUGAACAAAUUAAAAGGCUCCGGUGUCAAAAAGAGGCGUUUUCUCGGCUUUCAGCUAAUAAGCCAAUAUCAGACAGGCUAUUUCUUGGUAUGCUGAAAAGUGAAGACGUCGAGCAGGUUACACAGCUAAAUGAACUGAUCGAGCAGACUAAGAUAAAGAUCUCACCUUCGUUUAAUUUGGACACCGAAGAAGAAGCGGCUGUUGCAGUCUCCAUGUUUCCAACUCCUCAGAAAGUUGAACAAAUGAGAGAGGCUGCCGAGAAACGAGAGAUAGAACUAAAUAAUAGAAUCAAAAAACGUAUUCAAGAGCUAGAACAGUUACCUGGUAAUCUGUCAAAUGAACCGGUUAAUGUUGGUGGUCGACCUAACCGUAAUGCAGCGGGACCGAGGGUUAAAGCGUUGAUCGAACGAAAGGGUUAUAAAUUAAGAGCAUGUCAGCAGAAAUUACGUAAUGAAGUCAUGCAAUAUUCGAUAUACCGACGACCAGCGCGCAUCAUUUCCUUAAAACAAUAUGAACGUCCGGCACCUAAGAUAUUAAAAAAUGCGGCAUAUUAUGAAAACCUUGAGAGGGAAAAACGAGAGACAUAUAGACGUCGUAUCAAAGAAGAACGUUCGGCAUAUUUCAAUGCUAUCUUCCAUCAAACAAACUAUAUGAAUGAAAUCUCUCACAGAAAGCAAGCCAUGCGUGAGAAAUUGGGACGAUCGGUGAUCAUCUACCACGCGCAGCUUCAGAAACAGGUACAGAAACAGUUGGAACGAUCUUCUAGGGAACGUAUCAACGCGUUGAAGAAUAAUGACGAAGAAGCAUAUAUGAAACUGAUAGAUGAACACAAGGACAAACGCAUCACUCAUCUAUUACGUCAAACCGAUAUGUUCCUUAGUUCAUUGACAAAAGCUGUCGUGGAUCAUCAGAAAGAUCAUAUCAACGAAGAAAUUUCGAUUGGUUCCGAUAUCUCGGUCGUUGAAAAUGAUAAUAUAAUCGAAACAUUGGACGGCAAGAAGGUCGACUAUCACGCAAUUGCCCAUAGGAUAGAGGAAGCGGUUGAACAACCAAACAUUUUAAUUGGAGGUGAAUUGAAGGACUAUCAACUUAAAGGUCUCCAAUGGAUGGUAUCGUUAUAUAACAAUCAUUUGAACGGUAUCUUAGCUGAUGAGAUGGGUUUGGGGAAGACAAUUCAGACGAUAUCCCUUAUCACUUAUCUGAUAGAGAAGAAACAACAGAACGGACCUUACCUGAUCGUCGUGCCAUUGUCGACUAUGACCAAUUGGCAAUUGGAAUUCGAAAAAUGGGCGCCCUCGGUCAAGAUAUGCACAUAUAAGGGAACUCCCGCCAAUCGUAAAAUAAUUCAGCGGCAGUAUCUGAAGAACUUGAAUUGUCAAGUCUUCCUCACCACCUAUGAGUAUGUCAUCAAAGACAAAGCGGUCUUGAAUAAACCACGAUGGCUAUACUGCAUUAUCGACGAGGGUCAUCGAAUGAAGAACACAAAUUCAAAACUUUCCGUGGUGCUGAGUAAUGAAUAUACCCUUAGAUAUAGACUCAUUCUUACGGGUACCCCUCUGCAGAAUAAUUUGCCCGAGUUAUGGUCGUUGUUAAAUUUCAUCUUGCCAAAGAUUUUCAAUUCGGUUAAUAGUUUUGAGGAGUGGUUUAACACUCCAUUUGCGAAUACCGGGGGACAGGAUAAAAUUGCAUUGAACGAAGAGGAAAGUCUCUUGAUCAUUCGACGUUUGCACAAGGUGCUUCGACCUUUCCUCCUUCGUCGUUUGAAGAAAGAUGUCGAAUCUCAGCUACCCGAUAAGGUGGAACGAAUCAUCAAGGUUAAGUUAUCUGCGCUUCAGCAAAAAUUGUAUAACCAGAUGAAAACACAUGGUGCAAUCUUUGUCGGCACCGGUGAGAGGGGUAAAACGGGUGUUAGAAGUCAUAGGAAUACUGUGAUGCAAUUACGUAAGAUCUGCAACCAUCCGUUCGUAUUCUCAGAGGUCGAAAAAGAUAUCAAUCCGAACAACGAGAAUAAUCACUUAUUGGUGAGAGUCUCUGGAAAAUUUGAUUUCCUGGAUCGAGUUCUUCCAAAGUAUUUUAAGGCAAAUCAUCGGGUCCUAUUAUUUUGUCAGAUGACCAACAUAUUGACUAUUAUGGAGGAUUUUCUCAAUUUUCGAGGAUAUAAAUAUCUACGAUUGGACGGUAGCGUUAAAUCAGAAGAACGAACGAUUUUGCUAAAGAAAUUUAACAGCCCCGAUUCUCCAUAUUUCAUAUUUUUACUGAGCACUCGUGCUGGUGGUUUAGGCUUAAAUUUGCAAUCAGCCGACACCGUCAUACUUUACGAUUCCGACUGGAAUCCACAUCAGGAUCUCCAAGCGCAGGAUCGUGCUCAUCGUGUUGGCCAGACCAAGAAGGUUCAAGUUUUGCGCCUUGUCACCCAAAAUUCGGUCGAGGAAAAAGUGCUCGCCAAAGCUCAGUUUAAACUUGACAUGGACGGUAAAGUUAUACAGGCCGGAAAAUUCGAUCACACGAGUACCGACAAGGCACGUGACGAGUUUCUGCGCUCUCUACUUGAAGGUGACAACAUCGAUGGUAAUAGUGCGGAUGAAAGAGAGGACCUUGAUGACGAUGAAAUCAACGAAAUCAUCUCACGAGAUGAAACGGAACUGGAAUUAUUCAGGCAAAUGGACAUUACCAGAAUUCGUGAAGAGACGGCCGAGUGGAAGGCAAAGGGGUUAUCUAUGCCUGAAAGAUUGAUACAGGAAUACGAAUUACCCGAGGUAUACCUCCGGGAAUACAAAACCAUCCCUGAUGACGGUGUGGAGUACGGUCGAGGGCAACGACAGCGUAAGGAGGUUAUCUACGAUGAUGGGCUAACUGAAGAUCAAUUCCUAAAUGCUGUCGAGAAUAACGUUGAUAUUGAAAACCUCAUCGCAAAGAAACAACUAUCGACUCGUCGUCGACAGGUAAAAAAGCAACUCAAACAAGAUACAGGGAACGUUGAAGAAUCCUCUCCGGUAAGAGCUCCCCGACGUCCGAAUAAGCGAAAGGCCGGAGACGACGAUGAAACCAUUGACGCUGACGAUGAUCUUUUGGACGAGGCAUCGACCAGCACGCGUCCAAGGAGAAAGCGCCGAAGCGUCAAUUACACCAUACCAAUAGACAUUCCCGAUGAGGCUGAGUCUGAAAACGUUCCCUUGAUACGUAGAAAUAAGAAGAAUCAUGAUCCUGUCGAAUUUAUGGACGAAUCUGUUACUCGGACAAAAAUCAAAUUGGAAAAGGGAGAAAAGACGGAGAGAAGGCGCAAAGAUUUUGACGACGAUAUUUCGAUUGAUGCUAUAGAGGUCGAGUCGGAACCGGAUGAUGCUCAAAGUAUCAAGAGCAAACGUAAAGGAAAAGGUCGUGACAAUGCCGAGACUACGGACGAACCCAUUACCAAGAUUACGGUUAAAAGUAAUGAAAAAGUGAAAUCCGAAGGGGAGAAUGUCGAACAAGGAGAAUUAUUUAAACACAAAACCAAAAACAAGAAAAAAAAAGGAUCCACCAUUAUUACUCUUUCACUUGAAAAAGGAGCAAAGGUUCGUAAAGUUGAGACGAUUUCUGGCGAUGAGUUGAAGCAAAAACGUCGUAAAACCAAAAAGAUUCUCGGCGAAGACAAUUCCGCGAUUAAUGAUCUUUUCACGGAAUGUCUUGCCGAGAUUGAAAAGGUGCGCGUCAAAUCACGUAAAGGCUAUCGCCAUCGUGCCGCACUAUUCUAUGAACUUCCGAGCCAAGAUGAAUAUCCCUACUAUUAUGAUCAAAUCAAGAAUCCGAUCUCUAUCAACAUAAUUCGUCAGAAAAUACUAGAUAACGAAUAUGAUAAUGCUGAGGAGUUUAAGCAGGACGUUGAAUUGAUGUUCUCGAAUGCAAAAUUUUUCAAUUUGGAAGGCUCCGAGGUUUACAACGACGCCAUCGUCAUGCAGAAAGUUUUUAUUGUCAAAUUUGAAUCGUCCUUUGGCAAAGUCCAAGAGGCCGUAACCGUCGAUAAAAGCUGA
Molecule: messenger RNA, 4165 nt
Organism: Acaulospora colombiana
Lineage: Eukaryota; Fungi; Glomeromycota; Glomeromycetes; Diversisporales; Acaulosporaceae
Source: the annotation of a GenBank genome assembly